CGUCUAGAGCUAAGGAUAAACUGCCACACUGACCAGGCCUCUGGGUUGACCUUUGGCGAGGGACCUGCCAGGGGCACCUACACCAGGACACAAACCCGAGGGUGGAAUUACAACGAGGGCCACACCCAACCAGAUAACCCUCCUCCAGCCUGGAGAACCUGAAUUCUGUCCAUGUGAACUCAUAUCUAGCCUCCCCUGUCCAACUGGAAUGCACACCCAGACAGCUUCCAAAGAUUAGAACUCAUCCAAGGCCUGGUCUGGCCCAGUUCACACUCUCAGAGUCCCAUCCAACAAGAAUCCAUCCCCAAAUCUAAACUCACGGACUAGGUUUGGUGUGUUCAUUAUUGUAGUGUCACCAAACACGAGUUCGUGUGUCUGACGCACAGCACAAGCCCAUAAUUACGGGUGGAUCAGUGAGACCCAAACCCUUUCCGGCAGGAAUCUGGCAACAAAGCCCAGCAGUGAGCUGAGCACGGAGCAGUAAAUGCUGACUUGAGGGUCCUCGAGCGGGAAGCACGUUAGAGACCGUGAUGCAGCAGCCGGCUCCCUUUCAGAGGCGAACAGAGAGAUAUACUCGACCCGCCUCUCGCCACCACCCAGACAACCUGGCAGCGUAGGGCUCCAACAGGGCUGGGAAUUGCAUUUACACUCACACCUGCAUGCACUUCGACUCUGCCCCGUCCAAAGUCAAAGUCGCCCCAGAACCAAAAUGGUCGGCUUCCAGGAGGCCCUUGUCCUGUGCCACCCCGGAGGAAGCUGUGCUGGGAAGACUGAGGGGCCCGCGGAAGAAGGUUCGGCGGGCUUUAGCACCCCGGCACUCAGGAACUACCAUGCCCGAGAUGCCUUGUGACGUACGCCAACUUUUCUCGCCGCCAGCUCGCGGGAGGGGCAGUCUCUUGCGUCAUCGGCGCGCGAGACCGCAGUCGCGGAAUGAUGACGUAAGGCCCGGGCCGGUCAGUCAGUCAGAGCGCUGCUAGGUAAGCACCUGGGAGCCCGCGGGGCCGGUGCGGGCAUGGCGGCGGUGUUUGACCUGGACCUGGAGACGGAGGAAGGCAGCGAGGGCGAGGGCGAGCCAGAGUUCAGCCCCGCGGCCCCCAGCCCUUCCCCUGCGUCUCCCUUUCCUGCCCUCGCCUCUCCUCCGCAGUCCUGGCCCAUCGCCUGCCAGCUCCCAUUCGUCACCCUUUCCACGCCUGGGCCAAGCAGUCCAGCUUGGGGGGAGGGAGCCUGGCACCUCCCUUGGCUCUUACCCCUCGGUUUCUCACAGGACGUGUGUCCCCUUGCCGAGUUGAGGGCGGCUGGCCUGGAGCCUGUGGGGCACUAUGAAGAGGUGGAGCUGACUGAGAGCAGUGUGAACCCGGGCCCUGAGCGCAUCGGGCCCCACUGCUUCGAGCUGCUGCGCGUGCUGGGCAAGGGGAACUAUGGCAAGGUGUUCCAGGUGCGAAAGGUGCAGGGCACCAAUGUGGGCAGAAUAUAUGCCAUGAAAGUCCUGAGGAAGGCCAAAAUUGUGCGCAACGCCAAGGACACGGCACACACGCGGGCUGAGCGGAACAUUCUAGAGUCAGUGAAGCACCCCUUCAUUGUGGAACUGGCCUAUGCCUUCCAGACUGGUGGCAAACUCUACCUCAUCCUGGAGUGCCUCAGUGGCGGCGAGCUCUUCACACAUCUGGAGCGAGAGGGCAUCUUCCUGGAAGACACGGCCUGUUUCUACCUGUCAGAGAUCACACUGGCCCUGGGCCAUCUCCACUCCCAAGGCAUCAUCUACCGGGAUCUCAAACCUGAGAACAUCAUGCUCAACAGCCAGGGUCACAUCAAACUGACGGACUUCGGCCUCUGCAAGGAGUCGAUUCACGAGGGUGCCGUCACCCACACCUUCUGCGGCACCAUCGAGUACAUGGCCCCUGAGAUUCUGGUGCGCAGUGGCCACAACCGGGCGGUGGACUGGUGGAGCUUGGGGGCCCUGAUGUACGACAUGCUCACUGGAUCGCCACCCUUCACUGCAGAGAACCGGAAGAAAACCAUGGAUAAGAUCAUCAGAGGGAAGCUGGAGCUGCCCGCCUACCUCACCCCAGAUGCCCGGGACCUCGUCAAAAAGUUUCUGAAGCGGAAUCCCAGCCAACGUAUCGGGGGUGGCCCUGGGGACGCCGCUGAUGUGCAGAGGCACCCCUUCUUCCGGCACGUUAAUUGGGAUGACCUCCUGGCCCGCCGAGUGGACCCCCCUUUCCGGCCGUCCCUGCAGUCGGAGGAGGACGUGAGCCAGUUUGACUCCCACUUCACGAGGCAGACGCCGGUGGACAGUCCAGACGACACGGCCCUCAGUGAGAGCGCCAACCAGGCCUUCCUGGGCUUCACGUACGUGGCGCCCUCCGUCCUGGACAGCAUCAAGGAGGGCUUCUCCCUCCAGCCCAAGCUGCGCUCCCCCAGGCGCCUCAACGGCAGCCCCUGGACCCCCAUCAGCCCCCUGAAGUUCUCGCCCUUUGAGGGAUUCCGGCCCAGCCCCGGCCCACCCGAGCCCCUGGAGCCCACUCUACCCCCUCUCUUGCUGCCGCCGCCGCCACUACCGCCGCCCUCGAGCACUGCCCCCCUCCCCAUCCGACCCCCUUCAGGGACCAAGAAGUCCAAGAAAGGCCGUGGGCGCCCCGGGCGCUAAGAGAGUGGGUAGAGAUGAGGGCAGUGGGACCCCGGGCCAGUUCCAGAGACCUGGGGCUGUGCCGAGGGGUACAGGAGCGAGUGUGCGUGAGUGUCUCUGCUGGGGGUGGCCGUGCCCCUGAAUCAUGAACACGAAGGACUGCAGACAACGGCUGCCAGUCGAGGGGGGCUGCCCCCCGGCCUCCCGCAGUUGAGCUGUGCCCUUGGAUUAUUAAAGUGUUCAAUCAUGGCA
Messenger RNA from Lagenorhynchus albirostris (white-beaked dolphin), 2878 nucleotides. It is a transcript of the gene RPS6KB2, whose product is annotated as ribosomal protein S6 kinase B2. The transcript is spliced from 15 exons. The record is from RefSeq and is a predicted model, not a curated record. Gene Ontology annotation, biological process: protein phosphorylation. Gene Ontology annotation, molecular function: ATP binding; protein serine/threonine kinase activity. The coding region runs from base 1013 to 2647 and encodes 544 amino acids. Lineage: Eukaryota; Metazoa; Chordata; Mammalia; Artiodactyla; Delphinidae.